ACAGUGGGUUAGGGUCUGGCUCAGUUGGCUGGAAACAGUUAACGCUGCUGCUGAGUGUUUUGAGUUGCUGGGUGUGGUGACCCACAAUUUUAAUCCCAUCUCUGAGGAGGCAGAUGCAGGCAGAUCUCUGAGUUCAAGGCCAGUCAGGAUUACAUAGUGAGACCUUGUCUCUGAAAAACAAGAAUAGCGACAACAAGAGACCCAAUACCACCAUCAACACCAACAACCCCUCUCCCCCACCCCACCCUGCUUAACCCUUCCAGUAGCUCUGUCUCCAAAUACUCACAAGUACCCACUCUUGUGUACUUGAGCCCGUGGCUUGGGUGGGGCAUCAGGAAGGGGUGGCACUCAAGAGUUAGGCCCGUGCAGGCCAGGACAUUGCCCCAUUCUGCCUUUGAGAGGACUGGGUGCCAAGCAGAUGGGGCCUUGAGCUCACUCACUGGGACAUACCUGUGCCCUUGGAGGGUUUUUCCUUUGGGUGGUGGGCCCAGGCAUGAGACAUCUGGUGGGCUCAGGCCUAGCAAUCCUGACUGUCAGACAAGAUCCCUUCAAGCCUCUAAGUUGAAGGGUUCAUCUUAGUCAUGGGGAGGCUGAUGGGAGUUGGGAGCACUCUUAUGAACUCUCCCAACAUAGAAAGGACCCAGGAGAAGUCCCGGUCAUGCAGCGAAGGGCUUUGCAGAUGUGCACACUGGAACUUACAUGGCUUUUGUGCUUCUGGGUCAUGUCUAGGACCCCGGAAGCAGGCUGGAGAUAUUGGCCUGAACCACGUGCUUUACCCCCACCCUCUUGUGGAAAAGAGGUGUUUUCUGAGAACACAGUCCCACUGCUGAGAGUUGUAGUUGCUUAGAGUGAGAGUACCCGAUACCUGUGUGGGAUGGGGUGGGGUGGGGUGGGGAUACACAAAAGCCCUGUAGAGAGUCCGUCCGGGUGUAAGAGGGGAGGCCUAGAGGUCUCUGCUGAGCUGGGGCUGGGGUUACAGGCUGAUUCAGGAAGUUCAGACCCACACUCUUCCCUCUGCCAAAAGCAGAGUGGGGAAGCUCUGUGUGCGGGGAAGAGGGUAGUGUGAGCUCUGUCCUUUCCUUGAUCAUCUGAGUCCUUAGAGAAGGAAGCCUGCUUUGGCUUCCUCUCUGGGACCUAAGAGAAGCCUCAGGCAGAGAUCCAGUCCCCCUGCCUCUACCCCAGGAUCCUGCUGACAGCCAGGAGCCUGUCAUCCACUCCCACUGUUCUACCUGCCAGCAGUUAUGGACUCAGGGUGUCUGUCUGUCUGUCUGUCUGUCUGUCUGUCUGUCUAUUGUAACUAAUUUUAUUUUUUUCUCACAUGAGUAUCUCCAAGAAAGGAUGUGUGCACGACUGACUUAAUUGGCACUACUUUCCUGUGUGGCUGUGGAGUGAAGGAGAGAGCAUGCUCAUGUGUUUAUGUCUGUGAGAGAAGAGUGGGUGUCAGAAGAUGCUCAUGAAGCAGCAGGAGCGGCUGGAGGAGAGAGAGCAGGACAUUGAGGACCAGCUGUACAAGCUCGAGUCAGACAAGCGCCUGGUGGAGGAGAAAGUGAGCCAGCUGAAGGAGGAGGUGCGGCUGCAGUACGAAAAGCUGCACCAGCUGCUGGAUGAAGACUUGCGGCAGACAGUGGAGGUCCUGGACAAGGCGCAAGCCAAGUUCUGCAGCGAGAACGCGGCGCAGGCGCUGCACCUUGGGGAGCGCAUGCAGGAGGCCAAGAAGCUGCUGGGCUCCCUGCAGCGUCUCUUCGACAAGACAGAGGACGUCGGCUUCAUGAAGAACACCAAGUCUGUGAAAAUCCUAAUGGACAGGACCCAGACCUGCACGGGCAGCAGCCUUUCUCCCCCUAAGAUCGGCCACCUGAACUCCAAGCUGUUCCUGAACGAGGUGGCCAAGAAGGAGAAGCAGUUGCGGAAGAUGCUAGAAGGUCCCUUCAGCACACCGGUGCCCUUCCUACAGAGCGUACCCCUGUACCCUUGUGGUGUGAACAGCUCUGGGGCCGAAAAGCGCAAGCACUCGACAGCCUUCCCUGAGGCUAGCUUCCUGGAGACUUCGUCAGGCCCAGUGGGCGGCCAGUACGGGGCAGCGGGCACAGCCAGCAGCGAGGGGCAGUCUGGGCAGCCCCUGGGUCCCUGCAGCUCCACGCAGCACUUGGUGGCUCUGCCAGGCGGUACCCAGCCAGUACACUCGAGUCCCGUGUUCCCCCCUUCGCAGUACCCCAACGGCUCCACCACCCAGCAACCCAUGCUCCCCCAGUAUGGCGGCCGCAAGAUUCUCGUCUGUUCUGUGGACAACUGUUACUGCUCUUCCGUGGCCAACCACGGUGGCCACCAGCCGUACCCCCGAUCCGGCCACUUCCCCUGGACAGUGCCCUCACAGGAGUAUUCACACCCACUUCCACCCACACCCUCCGUCCCUCAGUCACUUCCUGGCCUGGCGGUCAGAGACUGGCUCGACGCUUCUCAGCAGCCUGGCCACCAGGAUUUCUACAGGGUGUAUGGGCAGCCGUCCACCAAACACUAUGUGACAAGCUAACGCCAAGCAGGCAAUGGACGCUGGGGACCCUUCUCCCCAGCCCCGGUGGCUCGGGAAUUAUGCAUUCAGAGACCGGCCCUUUCCACCCUCCUCUCUCCUUUCUUCUCCAUUCCUCCACGUCAUUUCUUUUUUUGGAUUAUGUUUUAUUUAGGGUCUUGUUUUGAUUUUUUUUUUUUUUAAUUAUGCAUCUCCUGGAUGAGGAGGUGACGGUGGGAAGUAGCCUUGGCCCUUGGCAGGGGCUGCAGGUAGCCCUGGAGUUGGGACAGUAUCUUAACUCAAGGCACUGGGCUCUCUUUCCUUUUCUUUUUAAAAAAAAACAAAUCCUACCCCCUUCCCUUCACACCCCCAUGGCUGGAAGAAGCCCUGGAUGGCAGCUCUUUGCUCGCCCUGGGAGGCAGCCCAGCACCCACUGCCCGUUUCUCCUCCCUUCACUGGUUCCUCUGGGCAGUGUGAUCACUGGUGGAGAAAAGAGUGACCUAGAGAUUGUGGAGGGUUUUCUUUGUUUUAGUUUUCAAUUUUUUUUUUUUAAACCAAGAGUGAUUUCUAUAGACCCUCUUUCUAGCCGGAAGUUCAAGGCCACAUCUCAAGCAGCCUUUGGCAUCUUCAAACCCAAGUGGAAUCUUUCAAAGCCAGGAGCCCCGUGUCCAAGAAAAGCUGAGAAAAAAAAAAAAAAAAAAAAGGAGAAAAAAAAAAAAGGAACUUUGCCAAUGAUAGUGACCACAGCGAAAGCAAAUAAUAAUAAUAUUAAUAAUAAUAAAGAGAAAUAAAAGAAAUAAUGAAUAAAAA
Molecule: messenger RNA, 3316 nt
Organism: Mus musculus (house mouse)
Lineage: Eukaryota; Metazoa; Chordata; Mammalia; Rodentia; Muridae
Gene: Trim8
Product: tripartite motif-containing 8
Exons: 6
Coding region: 1448-2530 (360 amino acids)
Biological process (GO): antiviral innate immune response; positive regulation of DNA-templated transcription; protein K63-linked ubiquitination
Cellular component (GO): PML body; nucleus; cytosol
Molecular function (GO): ubiquitin protein ligase activity; protein homodimerization activity; transcription coactivator activity
Source: RefSeq, marked validated